CUUUUCUAAUACAUGGUACUUUCUGUCUCUUCAUUCUUUGCAAAAAGAAUGGAGCUUCAUUUGAGUCUUGCUAUUUCUUCAUCAUCUUCAUCUGCAUCUUCUUGUUCUUCAAGAUUCGAUCCCAACUAUAACAUCAAUUACACCCAUGAACAUUCGAACAAGAGAAAACAUGAUGAUUAUGAUGAUGAUGAUAAUGAUCAAACAAUGCCACUUCUUGUGUGGGGCAACUUUUGUUGCAAUAAAAGCCACUUGAUCAUUGAAGAACACCAAGAUCAUGAUGGUGAUGAUGAAGUUCAGUCGAAUUAUGUCUUUGUUCAUCGAAGGAAUGAAUACGAUGGUGGUGCAAUUGGGUGGCCGCCGAUGAAAUCAUGCACGGAGAACCUUUGCCAACUAACAAUGGGAAACGGAGAUGGUGUGAUUGGUUGGCCGCCGGUGAAAUUAUGUAGGAAAAAACAUUGUCAACUGAAAAUGGGAACCGAAGAUGGUGGCGGCGGUGGAAGGUCAAAGUCAACUUACUAUAAAGUCCAUAUGGAAGGUAUAGAAAUUGCAAGAAAGGUUGACCUUAACCUACAUCAAUCCUACCAAACCCUUGUACCCACCUUGGCCAACAUGUUUGGUAAAUGCUUUGAAGAUGUGAAACUGACUUACCAAGACCAAGAAGGUGACUGGUUGCUCGCUGGAGAUGUACCUUGGGGAACGUUCAUUAACACAGUUCAACGUCUAAAGUUGCAAAGAAAAUAACAACAGAUUCUUUGACUUGGCUCGCCGUUUUUGGAAUAACUCUAUGAGAAACUAAAAAAAAGUGUACAGGAAGUAUAUAUGUUUGAAAUGGACUGAAUACUCAUGGUCUAAUGCAAACAUUGCUCUCAUAUUCCCUAUAAGAUAGAUUUUUGUUGUCUUAAACUUCAGUUUAAUAUUUA
Molecule: messenger RNA, 920 nt
Organism: Helianthus annuus (common sunflower)
Lineage: Eukaryota; Viridiplantae; Streptophyta; Magnoliopsida; Asterales; Asteraceae
Product: auxin-responsive protein IAA12
Exons: 4
Coding region: 13-741 (242 amino acids)
Biological process (GO): regulation of DNA-templated transcription
Cellular component (GO): nucleus
Molecular function (GO): protein binding
Source: RefSeq, a predicted model, not a curated record